This is a messenger RNA of Cyphomyrmex costatus, 951 nucleotides long. RefSeq lists its product as uncharacterized. The coding region runs from base 1 to 951 and encodes 316 amino acids. The record is from RefSeq and is a predicted model, not a curated record. The transcript has a single exon. Lineage: Eukaryota; Metazoa; Arthropoda; Insecta; Hymenoptera; Formicidae.
AUGGAUGAGAAGUAUAAUUUAUUCAAAUUAGGUCGUAUUUUGUCAAAUCGGGAGUCAACUUUAGAAUGGGUUCGAACUGUUGGUUUAAUACCCAAAGAAAGAUACUGCGCUAAACAUAAAAAAGCAAUGAUUUUAUAUGAAGAUAGAUUAGUCUGUGGGGAAUUUGUAUGUCGUUCAAAAAAAGGGACAAAGUUCCAUUCUAAAACUGUGACAGAGAAUACUUGGUUCGAGCAUUGCCAUACCCUUGUAGCCACAUGCGUUUUUAUAACAUACUGCUUUUCUGUUGGCGUCAAUUUUGAACAGACCAUCCGGGAAAGCAGUGUCAUCGAAGAUCAAACAGUUUCCACUGAAACUAUCGCCGACCGAUUUUCAUUCUGUCGUGAAAUUUGCAUGAUUUCCCUUGAUAACGAAUUUGAAUUUGAAGGCAAAAAUGGCGGUCAAGGGAAAGUUGUGGAAAUCGACGAAUGUAAAAUCGGUAGGCGAAAGUAUCAACGUGGCCGGGUUGUUGAAGGAUCCUGGAUAUUGGGCUUCAUAGAGCGAGGUAGUCCUGAAAACUAUCGGUUGGAGAUCUGUCCUGAAAACAAACGGGAUAAAGAUACCUUACUACAAUUAAUUCAGAAACAUGUGUUAGUAGGGACAGAGAUCCACACUGAUUGUUGGAAGGGCUACUUUGAUCUUGAAGCUCAUGGGUAUGUGCAUCUAACAGUUAAUCACUCGGUUGAAUUUGUAAAUAGUGAAACUGGUGCACAUACCCAAAAUAUAGAGUUCUCAUGGCGUGCAAUGCGACGUUUUCUAUCUCGGGGUGGAAUUCACAAAAACAAGCUUGACGAGCAUUUAUGUGAAUUCUUGUGGCGACGCCGAAUUAAGAAAUUAGGUGCAGAUCCAUUUGCACAAAGACAUAAAAACAGUUUAUCCUGGGUAUGUACGUUUCAAAGAUCAGAAUGUACGUAA